This is a messenger RNA of Pararge aegeria (speckled wood butterfly), 3737 nucleotides long. RefSeq names its product GATA-binding factor A-like. NCBI's taxonomy places the organism in Eukaryota, Metazoa, Arthropoda, Insecta, Lepidoptera, Nymphalidae. Gene Ontology annotation, biological process: positive regulation of transcription by RNA polymerase II; cell fate commitment; negative regulation of transcription by RNA polymerase II. Bases 356 to 1480 code for a protein of 374 amino acids. The record is from RefSeq and is a predicted model, not a curated record. Gene Ontology annotation, molecular function: zinc ion binding; DNA-binding transcription factor activity, RNA polymerase II-specific; RNA polymerase II cis-regulatory region sequence-specific DNA binding. The transcript is spliced from 7 exons.
AGAAAUGGCUCACUGCGACUCUUACGUUUGUAAGAGUAGGCUGUUACUGUGGCCAGCAGUGGACGUCCAUUAGUUACCCAUCAGGGCACUCCAGUAGGUUUUACGGCUAUUUGUUCUUUAAACUUUUAGUAGUUUCAAUCGCAAAAGAAGUGAUAGAAAAGUAACAAUCUUGGAUGGGCACUAAAACACGCCAUCAGCUCAGUUCUCGCUUUGAACAAGACUUGGAUACUUACUUAGAAAAUACCGUGCCCGGCUACUUCCGUAUGAAUUGUGUUUAGAUGCAUAUUAACGAGCUGUACCUUGUCCGCAGCAGCCAGCUAUGCGCGCCUAGGCAGCGGCACCCAGACUCGGCGCCAUGUUCGGCGGCGGUGGUGGCGCGUACGGCGGCGACUGCGGCGACGGCUACGGGCUGGGCUACGUGGCGGGCGGCACGCGCCUGCAGCAGUACGCGCACUUCGCGCCGCACCAGACGUGGCACCACCACGCCGCGCACCACGACUCCUACGGCAGCAGCGGAGUGGGCAGCGUGGGCGGUGUGAGCGGCGUGGGCGGCGUGGGCAGCGUGGGCGGCGUGGGCGGCGGGCUGUACGGUCAGAACAUGGUGAUGGGCUCGUGGUGCGCGCCCUACGACGCCUUGCAGCGGCCGCCAGCAUACGAUGGCGUGCUGGAGGCGUACGAGGAGGGCCGCGAGUGCGUGAACUGCGGCGCCAACAACACGCCGCUGUGGCGCCGCGACGCCACGGGCCACUACCUGUGCAACGCGUGCGGCCUGUACCACAAGAUCAACGGCGUCAACCGGCCGUUGGUCAAGCCGAGCAAGCGGCUGUCUGCGGCGCGGCGGCACGGCCAGUGCUGCACCAACUGCGGUUCGCGCAACACCACGCUGUGGCGGCGCAACAACGACGGCGAGCCCGUGUGCAACGCGUGCGGCCUCUACUACAAGCUGCACGGCAUCAACAGGCCCUUAGCGAUGCGAAAAGAUGGGAUACAAACAAGGAAACGAAAGCCCAAGAAGUCAGCGAACGGCGUCAAGCCACAAGAUGGCGCCAAAAAGGAUGGCCACAGCUCACCUGGAAUUGACGACAGCAAGCCCAGCAUAGCAGAGGUGCCGCUGCCGCUCACGGCCGCCAUGGCGGGCUCGGCGGGCGCCAAGGGCCGCGAGCCCGCGCCGUCGCCGCACGCGCACGCGCACCCGCACGCGCACGCGCAGUGCGCGCAGUACGCGGGGCACGGCGGCCUGGCGCUGCCGGCGGCGCCCGCCUUCCUGUCCAACCCGUCGCUGUUCAGCAUCAAGAGCGAGCCCAGCGCGCCGCCCGGCUACGACGGCUACGCGCACGGCGCCGCCGGCCCGCACCACGCGCAGCAACACUACCUGCACGCGCUACAGUACGGUCUGGGCAGCGGAGAAGAAGAGGAAGGCAGCGGAUUUCUACACCAACGAAACGUGACAGCGCACGCGAAGCUCAUGGCCUCCACGUAGCAUUGCUGAGGACAUUGCUUGCAGACGCAAACAAUUAAGACCAGAGGACUUGGGAACCGCCCUCCUUGUAUGACUGCCCAGAAAUUCUACAUUCAAGAACCUAUCCCUUCAGGAACGUAUGUUCAUUUCUAAAGAACAUGUUCCAAGUGAUCACGGCUCGAAUGGAGCGAUCGAUCGAUCAUAUGGCAGUGCAUACUUCAGUGAAAAAUACUUAUUACUUAACCCUCCUCAGUAUAUACUAAAAACGUGGCAUAUCCGUGAUACAAGUACCUACCAAUACCGAGUUAUAGGUUUCAUUGUGAUGGGGUCAGCCUGCAACCUGAUACUUCCACAGUAUCGAUGUGCUCGGUAUCCCUACUUCGGCCGUUACUCCCUUGACGACGAAGGACAUAGACACCAGGAUCUAUCAGAAGCAAGAAAGGGCUAAUUUAUAACUUUUGUGUUAAAGCUUGUGUUGUUUUUAGACCUUUUACGAGACAUCAAUUGAUUCAGCUAUUGUGAUGGUCAACGUGCACGAUUACUAAAAGCCGUUUAAGCAUUACAUGAAUACCUAAAUGUACCUACUUAUUAUGUUGUUAAGUAGGUACCUAUACCUACAGAAGAUUAUCAUGAAGGUAAAGUUAUCAUUCGAUAUCUUUCGCUGAUCUGGGUACAAUUCUUCUUAUCAGUCUUAAGGAAUCAUUGUAUGACGGUUGUAUUUUUGAAUAAGAUGAAACUGUAUGUGUUAACAAGGUGAUCAGUAUUAUUAGACUCGACAUAAAGAAUAGUCGACUGCCAAGUCUUAUUCUCGUUUCACCUAAUAGGUCUCUGGAUUCUAAAGUAAUAAGUAAUUACUAAUUUGUAUAAAAUAAAAGUUAGUUUAAGAAUUUUAAGGCUAGGUUAUAUAUAGUUAAGCGUAAGGCGAAUGUAGAAAGUAAAGUACCUACUUAGCAUGUAAAUAUCUAAUUAAACAAUUUCGACUGAACGAUACUUAGUCACUGAUGUGUAUGUAAUGGCUGUUUAUAAUAAGUUAGUUACACUUGAUGGACUUGUCGAAGCAAGUUCUACAACUGGAUACAUAACUAAUGAGACCUCGUUGUUUAGUAACUUUAUAACUAGAUGCAAAUGCAGAGACGACUCGUCCGACAGAACUAAUUAAUGCAAGUUCCUUUGACACUAGUGCCUAAACCUGACGGCUACUUUGCAUUACUUGCAACCAAUUGAGCUUCAACAGUAGCCAACAGCUGUUGGAAACUGUAGGCUUUAUUAAGGUUCCGUAGUCAAAUGAAAGCCAUUCAAACGCUUUAUUUAUUUUCUCCUUUAUUCCUUUAAGAGAGUUAUUAAAAUUUAUUUGCACCCCUUUAAAUUCUCUUUACUAAAUAUUUCUUAAAUUACAACGAAAUACGGUAAAAGCUUCUUUAUGGGCAUGACUACGGAAGCCCAAAUAAUGCGAGAUCUGACACUAUUAAUGUAUUCCGUACUCUUAGUAGGUAUGAGACGAUGACACGGUCGCAACCGCAGUCUUAUGUGUAGUCUCGAGGCACUACAAGGUUGAAGUAGAAUGGACCUAUACGACAGUGAUUUAAAGUCAAAAAUUCAGUAACACUGAUUAAACGCGCCGUAGGAGUGCGCGUUGAUGAACUGUUGAAGAACUUAAGCUUUAAACUAAAAACUUCCUUAUUAGUAGUUUUCUUUUCGAGUAGGUAUGUAUGUAUAUAUAUACGCCCACUCGAAAACUACUCAAUGGUUUAUAGGCAUUUUAAAAGGGCCUAUUUCACCAUAUAAUAACAUCUGAUAGCAUAUUCUCCUUUUCUAAGGCGAACAAUUCAUUACAAAUUGUCUUUGUCACUUGUCAUAAAGUAAGAAAAUGAUUAAACAGAAUAUUUUUAGGGUCUUAGGCCACCUUUAGGCUAUCCAACAUUUUUUGCCAGAAGGUGGUAAAACACAGACCACAAAGGGUAAAAACUUAAUGUGAAAUAAAUUUUACUAUUAUUGUAUCUGACCUACCCAUAGUAUUAUUGUAAUAGACUAUGUAACACUCAAUCAUCUGCACAAUUUUGGGCUCUCACUGUAGCAAUCUCAUGAAGGAAUAGAUCUAAGAACAAUGCGCAUUUAUUAAUAGGUGUAUAUAGUAAAGUUAAUUAUAAAAAUGAUAUAAAGUUGUAGUGCAUUUUUCAAACACUUUAUUUAAAAACAACUUUUUAUAACAACAUACAAAUGGAUCUCUUAGUUAUGAAGAGAAAUGUACAAUAUUACAUUAAAACUAUUAGUGCACUUA